CUACAGUUUCGAGAUGGCAUGGCUUGAUCGUGCAAUUUCUGAAGAUGAAAUUCGUGUAAUAACAGAAGAAAUCACUAAGGAAGAAGUUAUGAAUUAUUUGGAAAAUCUUUCCAAGAACAUUAAGAGCCCACCCUCCGGUCUUUCGAAAAUUUUUGGUGCGAUAGCAUAUACUGAGCCUAAAAUAUUUGCAAUUGAUAAAUACAAAAAAGAUAAAAGAUCAGAUAUUUACAGUUUAGGAGUUUUAUUCUGGGAAAUAUCGAGUUGCUGUGUCCCUUUUGAAGGUAUAGACCAUAUAAUUAAGAUGGAAAAGAUUAAGGGUGGACUAUGUGAAAAGCCAAUUUCUGCUACGCCUUUAGAAUACACGAGAUUAUAUGAGGAUUGUUGGAAACCUGAGCCGGAAGACCGGCCUUUAAUCGAGGAUGUUUGCGAGAGAUUGAAAUCUAAAUCUCUUGUUCUCGGAGAUCAUUACAAAAUGUGA
Messenger RNA from Ambispora gerdemannii, 478 nucleotides. NCBI's taxonomy places the organism in Eukaryota, Fungi, Glomeromycota, Glomeromycetes, Archaeosporales, Ambisporaceae. The record is from the annotation of a GenBank genome assembly.